ACUAUGCGACAUAGUUAUCGGGCGGCGUGCCUAGCGUUGUGUUUCUACGUUGAUAUUGAGUGAUUUGUACUGUUUAGAAAUGGCACCUGUAAAUCCACAUUUUAAAGGUACAGCUUCAUUUAAAGGUAGAAACACGAAGAGGAAUUAUGCAGAUAGUUAUCCGUCAGCUGUGAAUAAAAAGAAAACAUGGAAUCCGGCAAACAAGGUUUUCCAGGGCAGUUUACAGGAGGGUAAGGGCUUUGCCUUCCAGAGGAAGCAAAAAGUACAACAAGAAUACAAGAAAAUUCUGCGAAAAGAGAAAUGGAGAAUGAAAGAUAGUAAGCCGAAGCUGGAAGAGGAAUACCCCGAGCAUCUGAGGCACCUCUACUUGGCCGAACAGCAGAGACUGAACGAAGAAGAGCAACUGAACAAGGAGCGCAGGAGGAAAGGAAGAAGCGUUGAUGCAGGAGAAGAAGAAGAGUCUGUCUUUCCUAGCUCUGUCACAAUGAUUUCUGAGACAGGAAGCCCCGAGAAAUCAACUGCUUCUUUGAUUGACGGACCACAGACAUCGCAAAUUGAGAGUUCUGGUCAGGACCAACUGAGGAAAAAGAAAUGGAAGAAAAUGUCUUCCAACCAGAAGAUGAUCGAGGAGUAUAAGAAGAAAAAAGAGGAGCGAGAACAGAAAAGAGAGGAAUACUUGAAAGACAAAGCGCAGAGAGAAGAGGCUCUGAAGAGGUACAAGGAAAAGAAAAUUGCGACAUAUCAGUUGCUGAAGAAGAAGACCAAAAAAGGUCAACCCAACCUGAAUCUGCAGAUGGAGCUACUGCUUCAGAAAAUCCAGGCUCAGCAGAAAUAACCAGAAUGCCUGCAACCUGCUGUUUAAAAACCUAAAGUGCAAUUUAUGACUUUUUCAGACAGUGAGAUACACCUGGAAGUGUGUUUAUACUACAAAGAGACUGAAACAGAGUAAUAUGUACUUGUACAUUACUCUGUCUGUGAUGGUUAUGGUCAGCAGAUGGCGCUGUUUGGUGUGUUUAUAAACUGGUUAAAUUUUUACAGAAACCUUUAUUUUGUAGUUUAUUAUAAUUUUUGAUCUCAGAUUUAAUGAGAUCAAACUUUAAUGUAAAUGGAGGCUAUUUGUGCCAUAUUUAUCUUUUUGGAAAUAAAACUACUGUCACCA
This is a messenger RNA of Ictalurus furcatus (blue catfish), 1159 nucleotides long. It is a transcript of the gene ccdc59, whose product is annotated as coiled-coil domain containing 59. The record is from RefSeq and is a predicted model, not a curated record. Gene Ontology annotation, cellular component: nucleus. Bases 80 to 835 code for a protein of 251 amino acids. NCBI's taxonomy places the organism in Eukaryota, Metazoa, Chordata, Actinopteri, Siluriformes, Ictaluridae. The transcript has 4 exons.